Messenger RNA from Lepisosteus oculatus (spotted gar), 4089 nucleotides. RefSeq names its product solute carrier family 27 member 1a (gene slc27a1a). Gene Ontology annotation, molecular function: fatty acid transmembrane transporter activity; long-chain fatty acid transmembrane transporter activity; long-chain fatty acid-CoA ligase activity. The record is from RefSeq and is a predicted model, not a curated record. NCBI's taxonomy places the organism in Eukaryota, Metazoa, Chordata, Actinopteri, Semionotiformes, Lepisosteidae. Gene Ontology annotation, biological process: adiponectin-activated signaling pathway; phosphatidylethanolamine biosynthetic process; phosphatidylinositol biosynthetic process. Gene Ontology annotation, cellular component: mitochondrial inner membrane; plasma membrane.
UUUAAAGGUGGGGAGCUCUCUAUGAACUGUCAUGUCCCGGGGGUGACAGUGAUCAGGUGGACUCUGUGAACGGGAUUGCUGGGCUGAAGGGGGGGGUGCUAUCCGGGGGCCAGAGCUUUGGUGUCCGCCUGAGUCGGGAGCGAUUGGAUGUCGGGGUCAGUAGGAGAAAAAACAACCGCAGGACCGGGAAAGGUGGAAUAGUUUUGUUUAAGGGGGCUUUGCGUGUGCGGUGUUGGACCAGCGGAAAACCUGACGCCGCGGAGAGGAAGAUCCGCCGGUCACUGGUGUGGCCACUGGGAAGGGGAACCGGGGCAGGGGACGCACGGAGACCGGCGGCGGACGAUCCCCAGCCUGAGGGGAGACGGAGAAGAUUGUCGGCUGUGAUUGUCGGGGAGGGGAGGGGGUGGAAGAGACUUGACAAAAGCAGCUUCUACACUGAAGAGAUGCGGACCCUGGCUGGUGCCACACUAUCCCUGGGCUCUCUGGGGCUCCUGCGCCUGUUUGGGGUCCCCUGGUCCUGGAGCUUGGCAGCCAGUCUGGGGGUCUACCUGGGCACGGGCGGCUGGCAUUACUUCUACAUUGUGCUCAGGACAGCUAAAAGGGACCUCAAAGGCCUGUACGUCCUCCUGCGGGUCAAGCUGGCCCUCCGCCGGCACCUGCGGGCUGGCAGCACCAUCCCGUCCAUCUUCUCGGAGACGGCGCGGGCCCACCCCGACGAGCCGGCCCUGAUCUACGAGGCCACGGGAGAGGUCUGGACAUUUGCCCAGCUGGAGCACCGCUCCAACGCCGUGGGUCAGUGGGCGCUGGCGUGGGGGCUGGCUCCGGGGGAGGUGGCAGCCAUCUUCAUGGAGAGCCACCCGCUGAUGGUAGCCCUGUGGCUGGGGCUGGCCAAGGUGGGGGUGGAGGCGGCCCUCAUCAACUUCAACCUGCGCCGGGACGCCCUGCUGCACUGCGUGAGCGUGUGCGGAGCCCGGGUCUUCAUCUUCGGGGCGGAGCUGGCCGAUGCUGUAGAGGAGGUGAGCGACUCCCUCAGUAAAGCCAUGGUGCGGUUCUGCACGGGCGAUAUCAGCCCGGGUCGCCUGGCCGCCUUGGGAGCCGAGCCCCUGGAUGUUCUCCUGGCCUCGGCGUCCCACGUUCACCCUCCUCGCACCCACCACAAGGGCUUCAACGAUCGUCUCUUCUAUAUCUACACCUCGGGCACAACUGGGCUUCCCAAAGCUGCUAUUGUAGUUCACAGCAGGUAUUACCGCAUUGCAGCAUUUGGGUACCAUGCAUUUGGAAUGCGGCCAGAUGACAUCGUCUAUGACUGCCUCCCCCUCUACCACUCUGCAGGUAACAUCAUGGGAGUGGGCCAGUGCCUGGUCAACGGCCUCACCGUGGUCAUUAAAAAGAAGUUCUCGGCCAGCCGCUUCUGGGACGACUGUGUCAAGUACAAUUGCACGGUAGUGCAGUAUAUCGGGGAGAUCUGCAGGUACCUCUUAAGCCAGCCCAGCCGGGAGGUGGAGAGGCAGCAUCGGGUGCGCCUGGCGGUGGGCAACGGCCUGCGGCCCAGCGUGUGGGAAGCCUUCACCCAGCGCUUUAACAUCAAGCAGGUGGGCGAGUUCUACGGCGCCACCGAAUGCAACUGCAGCAUCGCCAACAUGGACGGCAAGGUGGGGGCGUGUGGGUUUAACAGUCGGAUCCUGCCCAACGUGUACCCCAUCCGGCUGGUGAAGGUCAACGAGGAGACCAUGGAGCUCAUUCGGGACCGCAGUGGGCUGUGCGUGUCCUGCAGGCCAGGUGAGCCGGGGCUCCUGGUGGGACGGAUCAACCAGCAGGAUCCCCUGCGGAGGUUCGACGGCUACGCCAACGAGUCCGCCAACACCAAGAAGAUCGCCUACAACGUCUUCAAGAAGGGCGACUCGGCCUACCUCUCGGGUGACGUGCUGGAGAUGGACGAGCUGGGGUACAUGUAUUUCAAGGACCGCAGCGGGGACACGUUUCGCUGGAGAGGGGAGAACGUCUCCACGACGGAGGUGGAGGGUACCCUCAGCACCAUCCUGGGCCAGACGGACGUGGCUGUGUACGGGGUACCUGUGCCAGGGGUGGAAGGGAAGGCAGGGAUGGCAGCCAUCGCUGACGGAGAUGGGCGCUUUGACCAGGAGCGUUUCUACAGGGAGAUCCUGAAGGUGCUGCCCCCCUACGCCAGACCUGUGUUCCUGCGGAUCUCCCCCCAAGUCGACACUACAGGUACCUUCAAAAUCCAGAAGACAAGGCUGCAGAAGGAGGGAUUCGACCCACGUCAUUCAUCUGAUAGGAUUUUCUUCUUGGCCGCACGAGCCGGGGGUUACAAGACCUUGGACGAGGAAUUAUAUAGUGCCAUUAUAGGAGGCAAGGUGCCUCUAUGAGAAAUGGAGACUUAACUUUGGCUCAAACUGACUGACCCCGGCCAGCAGCAAGUGUAUUUCUAGACAAAUCUGAACAAAAGCCUUUGGGGAAAACUCUGGCUCCAGGUUUCUUGAAUGCUUUCGUAGGAAUAACCCCCAGUCCCCAGCGCUGGAAUGAAAUGAAACCCAGUGGACCCGGAAGGAUCUGAACACCUUUCUUUUGGAACUUGAAAUAGAUGCUGCUUGACUGAAAAAAAUCAGUUACAAAAGUGAGGUUGAAGCACAGGACACUAAUUGUAGUUUUCUAAUUUAUAAAAAAAUAACUAUUUGCAAUGUCUUUUUUUUUCCCCUGAGAAGCCUAUCUUCGUUUUAUUGCAUGCCUGGGGUUCCUCAGUCCAAACCAGCUCCUAUCCCUGACCCUCAAGUUGUCACAUUUGCAUGGUGUUGUGGGUAUUUCAUCCAUUCUGGUGCUGAUAAACAGGCACUUUCUGGCUUUGAAGUCAAAUGUGGGCAUUAGAAUGCCUGUAGGUUGGCACAGUGUGAAUUAUUCUACUUCUAGUAGACAGUACCAUAUUCAUUGUGGAAGUGGUGAUAUCAAAGUGAUCAGUUGGGGAUCAUUUCUUCCAAUUAUGCACUGGAAGAAUAGACAUUAGUCUUGCCUUUAGAAGUGGCGAAUGUUUGACGCACUGCGGUGAGGGAAUUACGAGUUCCUGAUCAGCUCAAGUUUUACUGCUACACCCUUUGUAUCGGCAAAGUGAAAAAGAGCAACAGCUGCCACACUUGAUCUGUCAUCCUCUGUUUUACACCUGGAACAGGGGUCUGUCCUCACAGGUAACACUACAAGCUCCCUGGAUUGCUGUUGGCACAUUAAUUGACAUGGAUUAAUACUUUUAGGAGAAACAAUGACAAAGAAUUGCACUGUACUCGCAUCGGAGAAAGCUGGUUCUUUUUUUAAAAAAAAACACCAUAAAAAGGAAGCUGGCGAAAAUAGUGUACUGUAUGCUCUUGAGCACCUAGAGAUUCAUUUUAUAGUUCAAUAAUGACAGUUGAACAGGAUAAUGUUAAACGCAAAGAAUAGGCAGAAAACCCUACGAGGAGGAAUUUACACCAAUGUAAAUAUCCUUUUUAAGCUAUACAACUCUAGUUUACCGUAAGACUAACAUAAGACAAUUUUAUUUCUAGUGGGGGGGGGGGUAGGGUUAUUCUUUAUUUCUAAUGCUUUGGGUUUGUUUUAGUCACAAGUCACAUGAUUAUAAAAGACAAACAAAUCUCCAGAUUCUAGUUUAAACCAAGUAGUACGCCUUGUUUUUUUCUUCAUUUAAAAAAGACUGCCAGAAUAGUAGGAAAAUGAAAUCAUGAACAGCUAAACUUGUCUUCACUUCUGGUGUCAACCAUGAAUUUUAACCUGUAACCAAACUUGUUGUUUUUUUUUUUAUUUUAAACACUUUGUGAACACUUAAUUUGUAGCAUAUGUGUGCAUUAUGUUAUGUUACAAACCAAGAAGUGCCUUAAGAUACAAAUGGAAAAUUAUCUCUGCCUUUAGUAUGAUUUGUUGAAAUCGCUUCUUAUCAGCCGUCUCCCCUAUGAACCGUGUAUUUUCAAGAGUUUUCCUGAGCACCUGCAUUUUUGGGAUUAUCAUCAUUGUGAAAAAGCACAGUAAAUUGUAUUAAAUCAUUUUCAAAGGGAAAGAGAAUAAAUAAUAUUUAGGAAAACAAUGCCAUUA